This is a messenger RNA of Cyclospora cayetanensis, 7890 nucleotides long. RefSeq lists its product as uncharacterized. NCBI's taxonomy places the organism in Eukaryota, Apicomplexa, Conoidasida, Eucoccidiorida, Eimeriidae. The transcript is spliced from 19 exons. Bases 1 to 7890 code for a protein of 2629 amino acids. The record is from RefSeq and is a predicted model, not a curated record.
AUGGUGGCUGGAAAACUUAAGCGAAACCCGGACGCCGGCGUGGCGACUGCGGUCCAGGGGAUUAUCCAACAUCAAAAGUUCAAGCGCAUGCUUUUGUUCGGGUUGCGCUCGCUUUCCGAUUUUUGCAACCCGAACAAUCAGCUCUACCAGGAAAAUGCUCAAGACGCCAUGGAUAGGGGAGUUCUCCCCGCCAUGCAAACCGCAGUGGAAACUUUUCCAGACGAUGAAGACCUGAUGACUUGUUGCUCGCGAAUCAUCUGGGCAAUGUCUGAUGCCUGCAAGGAUGAUUUGGAUGCAAACCGGAUUGCACUUCUGGCAGCUCAUGGAGGACCAAUUUGCUUGGGUAUUGUCAACAGUUCUCCAAGCGACUCUUCGACUGUGGCUGACACGAUGACCUUUGUCGAGAAUAUGGACAAGACGGGGAGUCCGUUGGACGGGGCCGCUUUGGCUCCUGGUUUAUUGGCCAUCUUUACAAAGAAGGUGCAGGUGAAAACGGCAGCGCGUGUGGCAGCAGCUCUUGCAGUUGCUACGAAUUCUCCGGCAGGCGCAGCGGGCGCAGCGGCAGCGGGUGGGAUGGAGGCAGUUCUUGCUUUCUGCCUGGCGAGUGGGGAUAUGUCAGAGGCUUCCGUGCAGUGCGUUGAGGCCACCUUCGACGCAUGCAAGCACUUGGCAGAACAGGGGCAGGCGCAGGCCCAUGUGCUGGAGCAGUGUAUUGGUGUGAUGGAUAAGUAUCGCAGCAAGAAGGGUGCCUUUGCAAAAGGUUCUGCAGCGUUGGCAGCGAUGGUUGGACCGGAACAGUUGCAGCAGUGUCUUUCUACACUCAAGUCGAGCUCGCCAGGAAGCGCUGAGCACGACGAGGCUUUAACGACUCUUGGAUCAAUGUCUUACAUUUCUUCUUUCACGGAUGAGAUCGUACGCGCGGGGGGUAUCCCCAUGUUGUGCGAAUUGAUUAACAGCGGCCUGACUCAACUCGAAUCGAACCCCGAAAAGAUCUACAAAAUGAUUGGAGGCGCAGCGAAAAUGCUUGCCCGCAUUGCCUCCAACCCUUCAAACGUCGAUUCCAUGGUUCAGGCGGGCGCUGUUGCCACACUCGCUACAGCUGUGUCGUAUUGCACAGAAAAUCUAGAGUGUCUAGGGGCUUUGUGCAUGGCCCUGACUCCCCUAGCUGCGCGCGAGAGUCUAGCUAGCGAAAUUGUACAAUACCAAACAUUCGCCACAGUCCUCCCCCUCCUCUAUCAGCAUGUCGAGAACGCAGACUUCGCGCCUUUGGCAAUGGAACUUGUCUCCAAUGGUUCGCAGCACGCUGAGCUGCACCAGCACAUGGUGGGGAACUUGGCAGUGGAGAUCUGCGCCAUGUGUUGCAGCUAUCACUUGAAGGAUACGGCCUUCCAGGCCAAUGCGAUCUUGUCACUUAAUCGGUUGGCUGGCAACUUGUCGAGCGUUCACAACAUUUUGGAGUAUAACGGCUUUCAAGGCAUCAACGCGUCGAUUGUGGCUAACAUCCAGGACAUAACCAUCGUGCAGGGCGCUGUGCAGCUGUAUGAGCAGCUUUCGAAGGUGGCAGAUGCCAAGUCUUACAUGGCCAGCACAGACUGCGUCGAUGCAGUGCUAGAGGCGAUGCUUGAGCACGAGCAGAACGAGGCGCUGGUGAACUCGGGCAUCAAUUGCUUGGCGGUGAUUGCAACGGAAAACGAUUGCAAUCGCCACCUCAGUGGUCUCGACACAGCUAUGCAGACAGCCAAGGGAGAUCCCGACAGGGCGUACCGCGCGCUUGCAGCUGUUGCAGGUCUCAGCCGAGUGAGCCAUCUGCGGCAGUCUUUCGAAGCCAGAAAUGCGGCGGAAACGAUCAUGAAGGGAAUUCAAAGCUGGAUCGAUGGAUCCCGUUUCGAUGGCCAAGGGCGCGUCAUUCGCGCUGGUCUGAAGACUGUGAAGAUCAUCAAAGUCAGCGGGGACGGAGACCUGACGCAGGUGCUGGUGAGCAUGUGCGAUAUUGCAUGCCUUCCUCAAAUGAAGCGGAUUGUGGAGUUGGAGGAACCUGACGACAACAUUCUGGUGCACUGCACGGCGAGCGCUAGAGACGUUGCGGCCACCGGCAGAAUAGCCAGAGAAAGCAUUGAGAGUGCCGUGGAGGCAAUCAUGAAGGUUAUGCGCAAGUACACCGACAGCAGACACUCACAGAUCAACUGUCUGGAUGCCCUCAACUACCUUGCCUUGUGCGAUUCUGGAGGCGGCGUGGCGGUCCUCGUGAGAUCUGGCGCAGUCAAUGCGGUGGUCCAGUAUCUCAACAAGACACCCAUGUACCUCAAUGCCCAGAUUGCGGGCUUCACGGUGCUCGCAACAUGUGCCAAGGUUGAUCCAGCAUCAGCGGAAGUCAUGAAGAAGUGCAACGUGCUGUCUGCCUUGAAGGUGGCGAUGCGGACACAUUCCAAGAGCAAGGAGCUCAAGAGAACCAUCGCCCCUCUUCUUGCAUUGCUGAUGCCUGUCGACGCCCUGGAGCGCGAGAUAGCCGAGAGGAUUGCAGAAUGCAAGGAUGGAAUGGCUAGGAACAACGUUGCUGCUAUGCACGAGGCCCUGGGGGAGCUGAACGAGCUCCUGGUAUCGGCCGAAGGUGCCAAGAUAGCCGCUCGUUUGGGAGUUGGGAGCGACUUGGAGCAGUUUGCGGGCUAUGUGUCGGCGAACAAAAGCGUGGCAUUGGCGGCUACCGACUACGACAUCCUUGGGAAUGAUUUGCACGUGUCGACAAUGUCAGAGAUUGCGCACGCCGUUGAGCAGAUGGCGUCGGUGCGGAUUGGGUGUCUCCACGCGAUCAAGACAGGCAACGUGGAAAGCGUGCUGAACUUGUACGCAACUCUGAAUGCGACGGAACGGAGCAGCUUUUCUGAGGAGGCGGCGUUGCAUUGUCUUGAGGCAUUGCGUCUCAUGGUCAAGACGGAUAAGAAAUCGGCGGAUAUCGCGUUCGAGCUCAACGUGGUGGCUACGCUAUGCUCUGGCAUUGACAGUUACCAGGAGUCUGCGCCGGUGCUCGCCGCAACAUGCGGGUGCCUUGCGGGGCUGGCCACGACCCCUGCCCGUGUUGAAGCUCUUCUUGCGCAGCCUGACUUUGACAAUCUCGUCAAUCGGCUUGUGCGGAUCAUCAGCGAGGAUCCCAGGAGAGAGAACAGACUUGUGGCGAUUCAGGCGCUGCGCGAGCUUGUCGAGCGAUGCAACGAUCCUUCGUUGGCGGCCAGGAUCUCGGAGGCGGGUGCUGUAGUUGCGCUCUUCGCGGCUAUCGAGAAUUACGGCGACGACGAGGAAAUCGUUCGCGAAGCGGCAACUACCUUGGCGCUUCUGGGUAUGAGCGAUGACUUGCGCCGCUUCUACGGCAACGACGUGCGUGUCCCUUGCAUGGUUCUGACCACGGCAAUCGACAAGCAGAAGAACAGCGAUGCGGCUGCCCUCCAGUUGCUGAGCGUGAUGAACCGUAUCACCACGCGGGAAGACCGCCCAGUGCUGAAGGAGUUGGGGGCGAUGGGCCAGGUUGCGGACGUGAUGCGGCUGCAUUUCGACAACGAAAAUAUCACAAAAGUCGGUGGUGAGCUCUUCGCGAAGAUGGGUGCCGACGAGCAGAUCAAGAGCAUCAUGCUGCAGAUUAUUGCGACAGCAGAGAGCGGCGACGAGAACACCGUGGCUACCGUAGACGCACUGAGUUCACAGCUGGCCAUGUUUUUGGCAGCCCCCCUGGAAGACCCUGCAGAUGCGUUGCAACACUCCGAAAAAUGCCUCACUGCACUCACGACAGUGCUGCAGAUGGCACCCGAGGAUCAGCGGCUGCACGGGAACGUCGCCACCGUGGCGCGUAGGCUGUGUGAUCGCUGCUUCGACGAUCCCAACGAUUCUUUCGGAGCAUGGGCAGUGGCAAGCAGCGGCUUGCUGCAUCAGCUGGGGGGUAUGAUUGCGGCUGGACAAGUAGACAGCAACAAGGGCUUCUUGGUUCCUGGCUACAGGACGUUGGCUGCAUGCGCUGCAAAUCCGUACAGCAUGCCCACCCUCCAAGAGGUUGCACCUACGAUCUUGCCGCAGACAUACACGCUGCUGGAAGCCCACAAAAACGAUGCGGAAACGACCGCGCGCAUGCUGGAAUUCCUCAGAUACUUGGCCGAAGAUGCGAACGGAACGGCCCUCGUUACGCAGUAUAUGACGGGAGCCUCUGGCGACAUUGUGGCCCUUACCUUGUUGCUGAUGCAGCAGCACCAGCAAAACGAUGCCGUUGUUACGUCGGGCAUGUACUUGUUGGGGGCGCUUGCGUACAACGGUGCCGUGGCGAAUGCUGCGCCGAUUCCGCAGAUUUCCGAUGGUUCUGCCUUGCGGGAGUGCGAGGCGGUGUGUGGAGCGAAUGCCAGCGAGGAACGCAUGAUCGCAUACGCAGCGUUGCUAGAGCGUUUGAUUCUGUCGCAGUCUUACGGGGAUGCUCUUGGCCAGCACAAGGCACUCGAGAAGCUGGUUCUCAGGAUGCAGGCAGAGGAGGAGAGCAAGAAGUUGUCGGAGGAAGAGCGCAUUGCUAUGUUUUCCGCAGUGUGCAGGGUGUUCAUGGCCGCCGGAGCCGCUGCGAUGGUUGCCGAUAUAGAGCAGUCCAAGGGAUUCGACCUUAUUGUUCAGGGCAUCGAGGACUAUCCAGACAACCCCACGCUGAUCCGCGAUUCUUGCCGUGCCUUAGCUGCCAUGUCAGCGAGCGAUGCCAACUUGGCAGCGCGUACAAUUAAGGAGGCGAUCCCGCUGCUGUCCGCGGGGGAGGCGCAAGCUACGAUUGCCGGUGACAUGGAGUGCUCUGAUGCAUACUGCGAUUUGAUGAUGCAGCUCUGCGCUGCGGAGGGCAACGGACGGCAGCUUCUCAGCCUCGACGGCGUCGAAGACACCCUAAGCUACGUGGAGGCGCUGUGUGAUGCGACAGGAACCGAAGAGGCAGCCGAACUCAGAAAGAAGGCUGCAAUGAUUCGCCAGGCCAUGGCUGAUGAUCAGCCACACGAGAAGACCUGCAAGGACGUGUAUGACCUGCUGAAUAAUCGCGUUGCAUCUUCGCUAUCCGUGACGAUUUCCGAGGUGGCAGUUCUGCAGGAAGAACUCGAGUUCGUCUUCGGUCGCAUGCAAAUGUACAACGGAGAGAAGCUUGACUGGAAUACGCCAGUUGGCGCCGACCACCAGUAUGGAAACAUGGCCUUGGAAAUUUUUGCAUCCUCCGCCCCGAACUACAAGCCGCUGCAGCAGCAAGACUUCGUCAAGAUGGAGCUGUCUGUCAUCAAGAGUGUGAAGGACGAAGAAAUCGUUCUCUACGGCGUGAAGGCUCUGGCAGCAGGAUGCAAAUUCCCAGCGUGCGCCCAGGAUACGGCGAGGACCACCGGUAGUCCGGUUAUUGUUAGCGAUGCCUUGAGCAGAGUCAACAAAGUUACUGACAUGACAAACGAGAGAAAGGAGGAGCACUUGUGCGCGAGACUCCUGCUGGUGGAACGCGUGGCCGUCAACCGCAAUCUUUUCAACAAGACGCACGCCGUUUCCGAGCUUAUUCGCUGCUGGAAUGACUUCGACAAGGGCCUCUACACAACCACGCUGCUCAGACAUGUGUUCCGCGCCAUGAGGCGUGUUGUUUCGGACGCGCAUGUUGAUGAAUUGCUCAAAGCCAACGUGCUGCAGCGGCUCAUUGCCAUCAUCAAGGACUUGAACGCGGACAUCGCGCUGCUGCCUGAUGUGCUCUUCCUGUUGGGAUCUCUGGCAGUUGUGCCAGAAAUCAAGACGAAAAUAGGCGAGCUGGAUGGCGUGAAUGCCUGCUUCGAGCUGCUCUCUCGCUCUCUGCCAAAUCCGCAGGCCACAGCCGUGGUGACAAACACCUGCCUGGCGUUCGCCAACAUCUGCAUCGGUCAUAAGAAGAAUACUGAAUUGUUUCACAAGCUUGGAGGUCCCGAUCUCACUGUACGCGUCUUGAAUGAGCGCUGCACUGAAUAUGAUGUCUGCAACGCUGCAUCCGUGUUGCUCUGCAACUUGCUGUACAAGAACGAGUCGAUGAAGCAGCACCUCGGAACCAACGGAGCUCCCGCUGCUCUUGUGAAGGGUCUAUCGAAUUACGAUGGUUCAAAUGAACGCGCCGCGAUCCGUUGCUUAGAAUCGCUCUUCAAAGCGAUUAGCAAUUUGUCGCUGUACACUCCAAACAUUCAACCCUUCUUGGAUGCAGGAAUUGAGAACGCGUACAGUGCGUGGCUUAGCAAUCUGACGGAGGAAUUCCCUGACGCGCAGCUAGAAACCGGGUGCCGCACGCUGGCGAAUCUUGUGAUGGAAAAUGACCCGAACAAUAUGCGGAAGUUCGGUGUCUGUCUGCUUCCGUGCAUGCAAGUCGCAAAGCAAGGACGCCAGGAGACAAAGGCGCUCCUGCUACUUCUGGACAUCGAGGCCUCCCUGUGUCGUUUGAACGAGAACGCUGUCACGUUUGCAGAAAACGGCGGUAUUGAAACAACGAUUCGCAUUAUUCAUCAAUUCGAUUAUGACGUCGGCCUGCUGACGUUGGGCAUCCACUUGCUGAGUAUCCAGUCGAGCGUCAUGUCUUCGGUACAGCGGAUGGUAGAGGCUGACGUGUUUUCCAUUCUGGUGGGAUGCGUGGAGGUUGACGCUGAAGGCAACGAGGUAACAGACCUUGUUGUCGGUGGUUUGCGCUGCACUCGGCGUAUCGUCCGGUCUCAAGAACUCGCUUUCGAGUAUUGCAACGCAGGUGGCAUUGCGACUGUGGCGAACGUGAUUUGCAAGUCGAUUAACCAGCCGAUGGUGAUGCUGGAGGCGUGCCGUGUGCUGCUUUGCCUCCUCGCUUUAACGACACGUUCCCAGGAUGAGCGUGCGGCAGCUGUCCAGGCGCUGCACGAUGCAGCCGCGAAGGCUGCGCAAGAUUCGGGGGCCAUCCCUGACGAGAACGGCGAGAUUCCAGGGGCAGAACCGGAUCCCGAGGAGCUUGCCAACGCAGCCUACGGCGGUUGGUAUCACAUGGGCAUGGACGAGGUCAUGAUUGGCGCGAUCAUUCAAGCUGUGUGCGCUUGUGCCGGCUCGGAGGCGCAUGCGAAGCAGCUGCGUCUGCAGCGCGUAUGCCUCGGUGUGGCUGCUCACUUUGUUUCGGAGCAGAUGGGUCAAGAUUCGUUUGUUGGCAGCGGCGGAGAGUUGGUGAUCCUGCAGGCUCUAACCACGUUCGCCGGAGAGAUGUCUAUUGCGCAGCUCUCUUGCAUCAUUGUAAACUCGAUUGCAAUGACGUCGGGAGACAUGUACGAUAGUAUCAAGACGAAGGAACUGGUGCUCGCAUUCAAGGGGAGUGUCACUAAGCUGCCAGUCAAGAAGCCCGAGGAGAAGGCGAUUCGCGAUGAGUGCCAGAAGACGCUCGAGGCUCUGAGCUCAAGCCUGGACCCGAUGGACGCGUUUGCAUCCACAGUCACGGAACUGGAUUUGAAUAUAACGCAGUGGAAUGUCGAUCCGUAUCCCAAUGGCGUCCACGAUCUUCCUGUUCAUGUCAAGGAUGCUCUACGCAAAGGCGGGGAGCUCAAAGUGUACAUCGGUGACAAGGAUGCAGAUAAAAUCAGAUGGCGCAGUUCUCAGGACCUCAACGCUUUUGAGUGGAAUGUGGGUAAUGAAACGGAUUGGAAUAAUCGGGUUCCGAUUGUUCGGAUUCGAAAUGUGGCAAAAGGCCUCUCUCACCCUGCGCUUGUCAAGGCAAACAAGAAGUCGUCUAGGACGGUGACCUCAAAGAUUUGCCUCUGCGUCUUUGGACCGCCCAACGAGGAUAACCCUGCUGGAAUCGAGCUGCCACUUCGGGCAAAGAAUCAGAAGGAACGUGAUCAACUGGUAGAAAUGCUUGUGCAGUGGCGUGACGCGGCUACCUACAACUUUUGA